CGCCCACCCCCCACCCCCCCUCCCGGUCCCGCGGUGCUGUGAUUUGACUGUCCAAACAGCCCGCUUCAGAGGACAUCCAUCCUCCAAGCGGGCUCCCGGGACAGUGGAGAUUAACCUCACAGCCACUCAGACUUAGAACAUCUGAAGCUUCUCCUCAUCUGAAGCAGCAGCCCCCGUAGAGAGGAGCAGCUUGAGAUCUCUACUCUGGUUUCAAGAGGAGAAGGAGGAGGAGGAGUAAGGGACGACUUCUGGUUCCAUAGAAGAGAAGAAGGAAGACAAGGAGGCUCAUCUGUGUUUUCGGGUUCCUUAAGAACGUGAGGAGUUCCACCAUGAGGAGCGUGGUCAUCCUCACUCUCCAUGUGACAAUCACAGCUCUCCUGUGUCUCUCCACUGAUGUUUGCUGCCUGGAGGUCACGCCCCGUGACGGCCAGAUCGUCCUAGCCGAGGGAUCCUCUCUCACGCUCACGUGCACGGGCGGGGGGGAGACCACCUGGGCGUUCAAGAGGGAUGAUGUGCCUUAUUUCCAGGUGGAACAAAGUCCAAACGGCGUGCGGAGCUACAAAAUAGAGCAAAAUGGCGCCAAUUCCAGUGCUUUGAGUCUAUGGGAUGUGAACUGGAAGCAUACUGGGGUGUAUCAGUGCAUUGAUGCACUCACUGGAGAAACAAAGGACAUGGUCGUCUUUGUUCCAGAUCCUGAGAUAUGGUUCAUCGAGAGCGCCCACGGCAUGCUGUCCAAGACCAGCGAAGAGACCACCAUCCCCUGUGUGGUCACCGACCCAAAAAUCAACGUCACCCUCUACGAGAAGGAAACCGACCUCCCAGUCAAAGGGGUGUAUGUAGCCAGCGAGGGGUUCACUGCGUCCCUAGAGGAUAGGACAUAUGUGUGUCGUGGAGAGCUUAACGGAGAAGUCAAAGUGUCCCAAUCGUUCUACAUCUUCAGCAUCGUCGUCCCAGAGGCCAUCGACGCCUACAUCAACGCAUCAAAGACGGUGCUGAAGCAGGGCGAGCCUCUGACAGUCAACUGCACCGUACACGGAGCCGAGCUGGUCUUUUUUUCUUGGGACGUCCCCAACCGGGAGGCCGCAGACGUGGAGCCGCUAACGGACUUCCUGUCGUCCAUGAACAUGAGGUCCUGCCUCAUCUUCCCUCGUGCCACGCUGGCCCACAGCGGAAACUAUGUGUGCCAAGUCCACGAGGGGGUCCAGGACCAGACGGCCUCCGCCAGUGUCAACAUCACAGUGCUCGAGCGAGGCUUUGUGACCAUACGUCCGACUGAGGAUCAGAAGAUUUCGGCCCUGCUGCAGAAGAACGUGGAGCUGAGAGUGGACAUGGACGCCUACCCUCCACCUCGGGUCACGUGGAGCAAAGACGGCACCGCCAUCAACGGAGACAAAACCAUCACCAACAGACAAGAGCAUGAGAUCAGGUAUGUCAGCAUCCUCACGUUGGUGCGAGUGAGGGCGGAUCAGAGGGGCCGCUACACCGCACACGUCACCAAUGGAGAUGACACUAAGGAGGUGACCUUUGACCUGGAAGUCCAAGUUCCCGCUCACAUUAAAGAUCUGACUGACCACCACCUCCCCGAGAAGAGACACCUGGUGACCUGCGUGGCCGAGGGCGUCCCACCCCCGUCCAUUCAGUGGUACAGCUGUGACAGCAUGCUCCAGUGCGGCAACAAGACUGCAAUAUGGCAACCGCUGGUACCGGAUGAAGACGUGCUGAGCAUCCACACCAACGUCACCUACAGCGAGAGCCGCAAAACCAACCAGGUGCUGAGUCGCUUGACCUUCCACAAGCCGCAGCAGGUCACGGUGCGCUGUGAGACCAGAAACCGGGCGGGGACGGUGGACAGAAGAGACGUCAAACUGGUGUCCAGCACACUCUUCUCCCAGGUGGCAGUAUUGGCUGCGGUUCUGGCCUUGGUCGUCAUCAUCAUCCUGUCCAUCAUCAUCCUUAUUGCCAUAUGGAGGAAGAAACCUCGCUAUGAGAUCCGAUGGAAGGUGAUCGAGUCAGUGAGCCAGGACGGUCACGAGUACAUCUACGUGGACCCCAUCCACCUGCCCUAUGACCUCACCUGGGAGAUGCCCCGAGACAGCUUGGUGCUGGGUCGUACCCUCGGAUCAGGAGCCUUUGGGAGAGUGGUUGAAGCAACGGCGUACGGUCUGGCUCAUUCCCAGUCCAGUACAAAAGUGGCAGUGAAGAUGCUGAAAUCAACGGCCAGGAGGAGUGAAACUCAAGCGUUGAUGUCAGAGCUGAAGAUCAUGAGUCACCUUGGACCUCACCUCAACAUCGUCAACCUGCUGGGAGCCUGCACCAAACACGGUCCCCUGUACUUGGUGACUGAGUACUGCCGCUACGGCGACUUAGUGGACUACCUACACAGAAACAAGCACACCUUCUUGCAGUAUUUUGCCGAGAAGAACCAAGACGAUGGCAGCCUGAUCUCCAGGGGAAGCAGCCCACUCAGUCAGGGCAAAGGAUACGUGUCUUUCGGAAGCGAGAGCGAUGGAGGCUACAUGGACAUGAGCAAAGACGAGCCCUCCAUCUACGUUCCCAUGCAGGAGCAGAUGGACACUAUCAAGUACGCUGACAUCCAACCGUCUCCAUACGAGUCCACCUACCAGCAGGACCUUUACCAGGAACAAGUUGGAGGCCGACUGGAUCUGGUCAUCAACGACUUGUCCACCCUCACCUACGACGACCUGCUGGGUUUCAGCUACCAAGUGGCAAAGGGGAUGGAGUUCCUCGCGUCCAAGAAUUGUGUUCAUCGGGACCUCGCCGCCAGAAAUGUGUUGAUCUGUGAAGGCAAACUGGUGAAGAUCUGUGACUUUGGACUGGCUAGAGACAUAAUGCACGAUUCCAACUACAUCUCUAAAGGCAGCACUUUCCUGCCCCUCAAGUGGAUGGCACCGGAAAGCAUUUUCCACAAUCUGUACACAACUUUGAGUGACGUGUGGUCCUACGGAAUUCUUCUCUGGGAGAUUUUCACACUGGGAGGAACCCCGUACCCGGACCUGCCCAUGAAUGAGAUGUUCUACAGCGCUUUAAAGAGAGGCUACAGAAUGUCCAAACCGGCGCACGCCACCGAUGAAGUAUACGAGAUUAUGAAGAAGUGCUGGGAUGAGAAGUUUGAGAAGAGACCCGAAUUCUCCUUCCUGGUCCACAGUAUGGGCAACAUGUUGACUGAUAGUUAUAAAAAGAGAUACAGCCAAGUCAAUGACAACUUCCUGAAGAGCGACCACCCGGCUGUGGCCCGCACCAAGCCGCGCCUGGCCUCCCCGCUACCCAGACCCGCGGCCCUCUCCUUCCCCGCAGACCCCCGCGGUCGAGACUCGCAGGAAGCCAUCCCUUCCUACAACGACUACAUCAUUCCAAUCCCGGACCCCAAGCCUGAAGACGUUUUCACUGAUAUGGAGUCGGAAAGCCCGGCGAGCUCUGUGGUUCUGGAGCUGGAAGAGACUGACUCCUCAUCCCAGGAUACUGCCGACACCCUUCCAGAAGAGGAGCGCCUGGAGGGCAUCAGCGAGAGAGACGCUCUGCUGGCUUCCUCGGGGACGCCUGAGGUAGAGGACAGCUUUCUGUAGUCGCGUUUCGGAAAAAAACACGCCUUGUACUGGGACUUUUUUUUUUGCUUUCAAUUGAACACGCUGUAAAAAAAAAAAAAGGGAAUGUGACUAAAGUAGAAUGUAGCAACAUGGAGACUAAAAGAGGCCUUGUAUUUCCGCUAAGCACUCGAAAAAAGCUUUUCUUUUUUUUUUUUAUAUCUUCUUCUUUUCUCACACUUGCUGCCUCAGAAAGUCCCUCAGUAAUAAGCAUGGUAGUGUCAUUAAUAGAACGCCGCCAUGACACACGUACGGUACAUUCCUACCCAUAUUCCAGUCAAUAUAUUUUUACCAUUAUUGUCACUUUUUCUGUAAUUUUUUUGUUGUUAGUGAAAUACAUAUUCAUGACUGUAACAGAUGUUUGAUACCUAGGUCUUAUAUUAAGAAACAAGUACAAGCGAGCCACAAGCUGCAGUCUGAUUUUCUAUGCACUGUUUUGAUGUAUACUGUAAAGACCCCAAAUAUAAUACCAUUCCCUAGGACGGUGAUUUUAAACCUUUUUUGAGACACAAAAAAAAAAUUAUUGGAAAAAUCUUGCUAACCAAAAAUGUUACAAAAUGUCACCACGACCUCACACGUGCAUUAAAAAGUCUAUCGGAGGAACAAGGCAGGUGUUGCCACACAGACCAAUAUUACAUUGCUAUGCUAGUCUUGACACCACAGACACUCGACAGUAGCAUGACGAGUUUUUCUCUUUCCGAAUGACCUUUCGGGAAACAAUAGUAUCCAUGGAAAGGAAUAUUCCAAUCUCUUGUUUACAUGCGCCGUGAAAAUCAAACAGAAUAGUCAACAGGGCAUGCCCAGUAAAACAUAAAUCACGUGAUACUGACUUUUUUUCAAGUUUUUCUUUCACUUGUUGGAAUAACUCCGUAUUGCCAGUUUUUCGUUAAUGUUCAUGUUAAAGGUUAAAUAACUGUUAAUAGUUAUCCUCCCUAUGCGUGUGGAAGUGGUAAGUUUACGGCUAUUUAAGUUUAAAGGAAAUAACUUGAAGGCUACCGUUUAGGUCGCUAGCUCUCUAGUUUGCGAGUUAGCAUGUGUCUCAAGACCCUGCAGUUGCGCAAUAUGUUGUAAAUAAAAAGAGUAUAAAUGUGACUAUAGUCGUGUUUUGUCAUGUCUACAGGGUUCUAAUAAUGCUUUGUUCAUUUUAAUCUGAAAAAAAUAAUUUUUUAUAUAGAUAUAUAUUUUCUUUUUUUAAUAAAACUGCACUUGUGAAUGGCGUAUAGAAGGGUUUAGAUUCUGUUCCACAGAUGGCGCUAAUGCACACAAAAGCUGCUUGCCAACCGCUAAUAAACAACAGAAGAAGAAAAACACCACGAAGAAGAACGCAGUCUGACAACUUUCCGUUUGAGCGGGUACAAGAUACCUCAAUCGAAUUGGUUAAAGGAAUAUUCCAUCCCUGUUCAAUUCUUCAAUUCCGUUUAAGCAAAUAAACCAAAUACAAUUGGAAUAUUUGGGUCCAUGUAUAUUAUUGACAUAAUGGCUAUUGACAUAAUAUUUGCAAAUGAUGAUUUAUAAAUGUUAAUUCUAAAAAGUGAUAUUGGAUUUUCUCAAGGUACACUAGUGUGGUUGAAAAUCACUGCCCUAGGAAAAAAAGUCUGAAAAGACUGGGAUUUAAAAAUGCAAAAGCAAGUCAGAGCUUUUCUUCCUGUCACUCACACACACACACACACACACACACACACCAAUUAUUGAUAUAUUGAAGAACAUUUAGGGUGGUCUUAUAUUGGGGUCAAUACAGUCAGAGAUGGUUGCAGAAACUAAUAUGAAAUGUUUAUCAUAUUGAAUCCAUUUUUUGAGUUGUGUGUUAUGUUUCUAUGACGUGUAUAUGCUUUUAUUUUGUAGUUUUGUGCCAGAUUUGCACUUUAUGUAGAAAAUAUAUGUACAGUAUAUUCAUGAUAAAGGUACAUCACUCUGUUAAAAUGAUUCAUGUCCUCGCUGUUAUGUGGAAAACAUUUGUGUAAGGUUUGAAAUUAGCAUAUAUCACUUUAGUCUAGUGUUUUUAUUUAUGGUCACAGCUAGGAGGACCAGGGUUCGAUUCCACCCUCGGCCAUCUCUGUGUGGAGUUUGCAUGUUCUCCCCGUGCAUGCGUGGGUUUUCUACGGGUACUCCGGUUUCCUCCCACAUUCCAAAAACAUGCUAGGUUAAUUAGCGACUCCAAAUUGUCCAUAGGUAUGAAUGUGAGUGUGAAUGGUUGUUUGUCUAUAUGUGCCCUGUGAUUGGCUGGCCACCAGUCUCGCCCGAAGACAGCUGGGAUAGGCUCCAGCACCCCCUGCGACCCUUGUGAGGAUAAUCAGUUGAAAAUGAAUGAAUGAAUGUGUUCUCCUCCUAUCUUGUGUGGAAGUGGUAACUUUUUGGCUUCUUAUUUUGUCUUUCCCCACCCUCGGCCAUCUCUGUGUGGAGUUUGCAUGUUCUCCCGUGCAUGCGUGGGGUUUCUCCGGGUACUCCGGUUUCCUCACACAUUCCAAAAAACAUGCUAGGUUAAUAAGCGACUCCAAAUUGUCCAUAGGUAUGAAUGUGAGUGUGAAUGGUUGUUUGUCUAUAUGUGCCCUGUGAUUGGCUGGCCACCAGUCCAGGGUGUACCCCGCCUCUCGCCCCAAGACAGCUGGGAUAGGCUCCAGCACCCCCUGCGACCCUCGUGAGGAUAAUUGGUAGAAAAUGAAUGAAUGAAUGUGUUCUCCUCCUAUUUUGUGUGGAAGUGGUAACUUUUGGGCUUCUUAUUUUGUCUUUCCACCACCCUCGGCCAUCUUUGUGUGGAGUUUGCAUGUUCUCCCCAGGUACUCCGGUUUCCUCCCACAUUCCAAAAACAUGCUAGGUUAAUUAGCGACUGAAUGAAUGUGAGUGUGAAUGGUUGUUUGUCUAGAAAAUGAAUGAAUGAAUGAAUUAAAUGCAAAGAGGCAAAAGUAUUUAGGCACCUCUUCAUGCACUCAUUGAUGAAUUAUAGGUUGGUCUUGUGGUAUUGAAAAAAAAAAACAGAAAUACAAAGAGAACAAAAUGUAUGUUUUCUGCCUAUCAGCGAGGAUGUGCAGUUGAUGCCAAUUUUUUGGGGCGACUGUGUGGACAAAAAAAAAAAAAACAAUAAUUAAUACAGCGUAUCACUGCCUUCGCACAAACUGAAAGAAAUGAGUUCCUGUUCUUUUUUUUUUUUUUCUUUUUUUUAAGCGGACUGCACGAAUCACUGCGGCACAUUGCUGACAUGGAAAGGUCUACCGUGCGUACUCGUAUUCACAUUUUGUGUUACUUCCACUUUAGAAAGUUCAAACGACCA
This is a messenger RNA of Doryrhamphus excisus (bluestripe pipefish), 6867 nucleotides long. RefSeq names its product platelet-derived growth factor receptor, beta polypeptide (gene pdgfrb). The record is from RefSeq and is a predicted model, not a curated record. Gene Ontology annotation, molecular function: ATP binding; platelet-derived growth factor beta-receptor activity; platelet-derived growth factor binding. Lineage: Eukaryota; Metazoa; Chordata; Actinopteri; Syngnathiformes; Syngnathidae. Gene Ontology annotation, cellular component: signaling receptor complex; plasma membrane. Gene Ontology annotation, biological process: multicellular organism development; protein phosphorylation; angiogenesis.